AUGAGCUACAACCUUUUUCUCCUGGCUUUUGUCCUGGGCAUUACUGGAGCUUUUCACUAUGGAUUGCAGGUCUCCAUUAUCAAUUCUCCUGCUGAGUACAUCCAGAGUUUCAUCCGUGAGACCUGGCUGAAGAGAUAUGGCUCCUCUCCCAGUGCACAGAUGAUCACUUUGAUGUGGUCCUUUAUUGUGUCCAUUUACAGCAUCGGUGGGCUCCUGGGCUCCUCCUCUGCUGGCUACUUGUCUGUUAGAUUUGGAAGGAAGAAGGCCAUGAUGCUUGCCAACAUCCCUGCUCUGCUGGGCGCAGCUCUGAUGGGACUCAGCCGGCUGUGUGGAUCUUUUGAGAUGAUCAUUGCUGGAAGGUUAUUUUCUGGAGUCUGUGGAGGUUUAGCUCAGAAUGUCCAUAUCAUGUAUGCUGGGGAAUGUGCUCCAAGGAAGCUCCGUGGGCUGAUUGCCAUAACAGCUUCCACCUCCAUCGCUGCUGGAAAAUUUGUGGGAUUUGCUCUGGGUCUCAGAGAAGUUCUUGGAGUGGAGGCUCUCUGGCCAAUUCUCCUGACAGCCAAUGCAGUCCCUGUCCUUGUUCAGCUUCUCACCCUCCCCUUCUUCCCAGACUCUCCCCGCUACCUGCUCAUUGACCAAAAGGACAAGGAGGGAUGCAUCAAAGCUGUGAAGCAGCUCUGGGGAGAUGGGGACCAUGUGGCUGAAAUAGAUGACAUGAUGUCAGAGCAGAAAGCCAUCCGUGGGGAGAAGGCCAAGAGUGUUUGGGACCUGCUGAGGGACAGAGCAGUGCGCUGGCAGCUCAUCACUCUGUUCCUCGUCAUCUCGUGCAUGCAGCUCAUCGGGACCAAUGUGGUUUACUUUUAUGCAUACAGUAUCUUUACAAAGGCUGGAAUCCCCCCUGCUCAAAUCCAUUAUGUCUCCCUGGGGCUUGGGACCACUGAGAUCCUCUCCACAGUUCUGUGUGGCUUCCUCAUUGAGCGUGCAGGGAGGAGGACGCUGCUGUGGAAGAGCUACACGGUGAUGGCCUUGGCUCUAGGGCUCCUCACAGUCACCCUCUUCCUACAGGACUCCUUUUUCUGGGUACCAUACUGCUCUGUUGCACUUGUCUUUAUUUUCAUCAUGAGCUUUGGCAUUGGGCCAGGUGGAGUAGUAUGCCCCUUGAUCACGGAGAUAUUUAUUCAGUCAUACAGACCAGCUGCUUAUGUUUUUAAUGGUGUUACAAACUGGAUCCAACUCUUCAUCCUUGGACUUGUGUUCCCUUUCAUCGUGGAAGGUCUUGGUAAUUUCUCUUUCAUCAUUUUCCUGGCAUACUGCCUGUCCAUGGCAAUUUUUGUAUUCCUGGUGCUGCCAGAGACCAAAGGAAAGACCAUGCUGCAGGUCAUGGAGGAGUUCAACUGCCUGAACUACCGUGGAAAGAAGGGACAGGCAGCCCCACAGCAGAGUAACUGCUCGGUGGUGACUGUUACUAGGCUUUAA
Molecule: messenger RNA, 1473 nt
Organism: Pseudopodoces humilis (Tibetan ground-tit)
Lineage: Eukaryota; Metazoa; Chordata; Aves; Passeriformes; Paridae
Product: solute carrier family 2, facilitated glucose transporter member 11-like
Biological process (GO): dehydroascorbic acid transport
Cellular component (GO): plasma membrane
Molecular function (GO): D-glucose transmembrane transporter activity
Source: RefSeq, a predicted model, not a curated record